AUGGACUACUACAAUAAUCUCGACGAUUCGUCCACCGAAAGCACCUCGUGCAGUGUAUCCGUCCCCUCGGCCAGUCCUGUGCCUCGAUGGCUCGAUGCCCAGACCGGUUCUUUCUCUCUCCCCGAAUACCCAGAGCUCUGGGUGCAUGCCGAUUUUGUACCUCCCGACUAUCACUGCCAUCCAACUUUAAGGCCUCAUCAAGCCCUCGCACACCCUGGCACACUCAGUCCGGAUCAAUUGGUCGUCCCCGACAUGGCACUAACCGAGAUCGAUCUGUCCGCCGGAGAACUUAUCCCCCAGAUGGAGACAAAUACCCCCUAUAAUCUCGGAUCGACAGGCUCACUCCGUCCCUCCCCCUCCAUUCCAGGGUCGCAACAAACAGCUUCUCUCCAUAUCCCGACAGUAAUUACUGGUCACCUCGAACCGACCUCCCAUUCACAGUCUCCCCGAACAAAGCAACGAACACGGAGGAGACUCAUCACGGAGGAUUCUGGGACAAGUGACGGUUCGCCUGCCGACUCGGAGGAAGAACGUCUUCUUGAGAAACGGCGACGGAACAAGAUGGCAUCGCGCCGACUAAGACAGAAGCAUCUCGACCACGUGUCCGACCUGGAGUCGCGACUGGAUCGGGUCACGCAGGAGCGCAACGAGCUGCGGUUACAAGUCGCUAAAUGGGAGGGAGAAGUUACGGUGUUGAGGAAAUUGCUGGAUCGGAAAAUAGGCGGGUGA
Aspergillus tanneri is the source of this 729-nucleotide messenger RNA. RefSeq names its product bZIP transcription factor. The transcript has a single exon. Gene Ontology annotation, biological process: regulation of transcription by RNA polymerase II. The coding region runs from base 1 to 729 and encodes 242 amino acids. Gene Ontology annotation, molecular function: RNA polymerase II transcription regulatory region sequence-specific DNA binding; DNA-binding transcription activator activity, RNA polymerase II-specific. Gene Ontology annotation, cellular component: nucleus. The record is from RefSeq and is a predicted model, not a curated record. NCBI's taxonomy places the organism in Eukaryota, Fungi, Ascomycota, Eurotiomycetes, Eurotiales, Aspergillaceae.